This is a messenger RNA of Lactuca saligna, 1840 nucleotides long. Lineage: Eukaryota; Viridiplantae; Streptophyta; Magnoliopsida; Asterales; Asteraceae. The record is from the annotation of a GenBank genome assembly.
AUUUCGUUUUACAUUUUUAGGUUUCAAUGCGAUUUCGACUAUUUAAACGUAACACUCUUUCUUCCGCCUUUCUUAAACCCUAGACCCUCUUCUUCACCUCUUCCUCCCAAGGUCUAACUGUUCAGAGGAUCGAGAAAAUGUUAGUACUGUUCGAAACCCCAGCGGGGUUCGCCCUUUUCAAAGUAUUGGAUGAAGGAAAGCUCUCCAAAGUCGACGAUUUAUGGAAGGAUUUCUCAUCAGCCGACACAGCCAGACAGGUGGUGAAGCUAAAAGCUUUCUCCAAAUUUGAGAACACAUCAGAGGCACUUUCAGCAGCCACUCUGUUAAUCGACAGCAAGCCCAGCAAAGGCUUGCGCAAGUUUCUUCGUGCUCAUUGUGACGGCGAAACACUAGCUGUUGCAGACUCCAAACUUGGAAACGCAAUCAAGGAAAAGCUCCAAAUCGAUUGUGUUCACAACCAAACUGUAAUGGAACUUAUGAGAGGAGUCAGAAGUCAAUUGACUGAACUCAUAACCGGUUUAGGAUCACAGGAUUUAGCUCCAAUGAGCUUGGGGCUAUCUCAUAGCUUGUCAAGAUACAAACUAAAAUUCAGUCCUGAUAAGGUGGAUACAAUGAUCAUUCAAGCUAUUGGACUUCUAGAUGACCUUGAUAAAGAACUUAACACCUAUGCAAUGAGAGUUAGAGAAUGGUAUGGUUGGCAUUUUCCAGAGCUUGCAAAGAUUGUUUCAGACAACAUUCUUUAUGCUAAAGCUGUUAAGCUCAUGGGUUAUCGAACAAAUGCUGCAAAACUUGAUUUCUCUGAGAUACUUUCAGAAGAGAUUGAAACAGAACUAAAAGAAUCAGCUGUAGUAUCCAUGGGAACAGAAGUCAGUGAACUUGAUUUAACAAACAUCAAAGAUUUAUGUGAUCAAGUUCUUUCUCUUUCAGAAUACAGAGCUCAACUAUACGAUUACUUAAAAAGCAGGAUGAACACAAUUGCUCCAAAUCUAACAGCUCUUGUUGGAGAACUAGUGGGGGCCCGCUUAAUUGCCCAUGGUGGCAGCUUAUUAAACCUUGCAAAACAGCCUGGAAGCACUGUGCAAAUUCUUGGAGCUGAAAAAGCUCUUUUCAGGGCUUUGAAAACUAAACAUGCAACACCUAAAUAUGGGCUUAUUUAUCAUGCAAGUUUGAUAGGUCAAGCUGCACCUAAACAUAAAGGGAAAAUUUCAAGAUCUCUUGCUUCCAAAACUGCCCUUGCUAUUCGUUAUGAUGCCCUUGGAGAAAACCAAGAUAAUUCUAUGGGCAUGGAGAAUCGUCUCAAGAUUGAAGCAAGAUUAAGGAAUCUUGAAGGGAGAGAGCUUAAUAAGACAGCUGGAUCGACUAAAGGGAAGCCUAAGAUUGAAUUUUAUAACAAGGAUCAGAAAACAGGAGGUGGGGCCAUGAUUACUCCUGCAAAGACUUACAAUGUGGCAGCAGAUUCUGUACUUGGGCGGAUUGAAGCUGAAGCUGAUGUGGAUGCUGACGUGGCAACUGAAGGAAAGAAAGAUAAAAAGAAGAAGAAAAAGAAGGGUGGAGUUGAGGAGGAAGUGAGUGUGGUGGAUGAUGGUGAAGAGAAGGAGAAAAAGAAAAAGGAAAAGAAAAAGAAAAAAGAGGUGGAAGAAGUUGCUGAGGUGGAGAAAGAGGAGGAGAAGAAGAAGAAGAAGAAGAGGAAACAUGUGGAGGAUGAGGUGGAGGAGACUGAAACGCCAAGUAAGAAGAAAGAGAAGAAGAAGAAGAAGAAGAAAACAGAAGAAUGAUUGGUGGAGUUGUAAAACUAUUUAUUGGUAGGGGUUGAUUUUGCCAUUUGUAAGUUUCAGAGGGG